AUGGGAACCCUCGUGACCCGUAAAGAUAUCCCCCCGUGGGUGAAAAUUCCUGAAGACCUGGAAGAUCCAGAAGUAUUCCAAGUCAACACGCUGGUGCUAGAAUCUCUGUUUGGCCGUCAGAGAUCUCGAAUGCCUCAUAUCGAGCAGGUGAGCCAGUCCAUGUUUGAGCUGAAGACUCUGGAAUCUUCCGAACUAACCGAGGUCUUAAUUUAUGGCUCUGCCAACCAAAAGCUUCGGGCUAAAUGGAUGCUUCAGUGUAUGGCUGAGAGGUACCGCCUGCGCCAGGAAAAAGGAAUGCUCAAGCUGCAGGAAUCCAUGAAGACCCUGGAACUAGACCAGUGUUUGGAGUGAAGCCAGUUUCCAGACAUUGUGGCUCCCACCUGGACACAGGUUAAGCUGUGGCCAGUGGUUCCUGGGUGAUUUU
Molecule: messenger RNA, 424 nt
Organism: Mastomys coucha (southern multimammate mouse)
Lineage: Eukaryota; Metazoa; Chordata; Mammalia; Rodentia; Muridae
Gene: Dppa5
Product: developmental pluripotency associated 5
Exons: 3
Coding region: 1-351 (116 amino acids)
Biological process (GO): regulation of gene expression
Cellular component (GO): cytoplasm
Molecular function (GO): mRNA binding
Source: RefSeq, a predicted model, not a curated record